GGCUUGGCGGGGGGGAAAUCCCAGGUCAUGCCUAUAUAAAACACCGGAGCACAGGUUAGGCAGCUCAUUACAGCUUCAGGAUGAAGUCCUCUCCGUACACACGCAGCGUCCUCCUCGCUUUCACGCUCUGUAUCACUCUCUACAAAGCCCAGGUGGGAGGGAGUGCAUUUGUUCCAGCAAGAUGCUCCUGUCCGGCGACGUACACAAACAUGAGACUAAAACUCACAGAUUUCACCGUCAUCAGCAAAGGCUCACACUGCAGCGCAGAUGAAAUCAUAGUCCGGCUGGAGAGGAACAACAAGGAAGUGUGUUUGAGUCCGGAGGGGCCACGUGGAAAGAGAUUGCUCAAGUGUUGGAACCGGAUCCAAGAAAAUGGCGGGAAUAAGAAGAAAUGCCUGCGGAGACGGACGCGGAAGCAGAGGAAGAGGUCCGGACCGGGAAAAAGAAGGACCACUUCCUGAACCUGCAGCGAGAGAUGAGCGGGGCGUUGUGGGAUUGUCGUGCUGACCCAGACCUCAGACAGGACCAGUACUGCAUAGGAUAGGGCGCAUUCAGGAGCUCCGUCACCCCUGGAUCUACUGAGGAUCUACUGAGGAUCCGUGCACUUACACAGCCAAGACGACACCAGUGCUGCAGGCCAGUCUGGCCGGACACCGAGGGCUCCAGCCUCUGUCCGCUUUGAGCCCAGGACAGAGAACCCUUGAACAAAGUGACUCCAUGUUCCAAUGUGGAUUAAAAAAAGCUUGAAGGCAUUCUUGUUGAAUUAAAACAGUCUUUCCCAGGGGAAAACAUUAAUCUUUUAUAAAUAAUAUUUGUAUAUUUAAAGCCUUAUGGACACAAUGUAGCAAACACAUUUUUUGUAUUUAACCUUUUAUUUUUUUUCUCCCUUGUGUGUAAUUUGAAAAU
Messenger RNA from Conger conger (European conger), 906 nucleotides. It is a transcript of the gene cxcl-c13b, whose product is annotated as growth-regulated alpha protein. Gene Ontology annotation, biological process: neutrophil chemotaxis; cellular response to lipopolysaccharide; antimicrobial humoral immune response mediated by antimicrobial peptide. The transcript is spliced from 4 exons. Gene Ontology annotation, cellular component: extracellular region. The record is from RefSeq and is a predicted model, not a curated record. Lineage: Eukaryota; Metazoa; Chordata; Actinopteri; Anguilliformes; Congridae. The coding region runs from base 81 to 461 and encodes 126 amino acids. Gene Ontology annotation, molecular function: chemokine activity; CXCR chemokine receptor binding.